Molecule: messenger RNA, 1020 nt
Organism: Papilio machaon (common yellow swallowtail)
Lineage: Eukaryota; Metazoa; Arthropoda; Insecta; Lepidoptera; Papilionidae
Product: histone-lysine N-methyltransferase SETMAR-like
Exons: 1
Coding region: 1-1020 (339 amino acids)
Molecular function (GO): nucleic acid binding
Source: RefSeq, a predicted model, not a curated record
AUGGAAAACUUAAAAUAUCGCAUUAUUUACGAGUACGAGUUCCGCCGUGGCACUAGUGCUGCGGAAACGACUCGAAGGGUGAAUGAUGUGUAUGGCGGUCGUGUUGCAAAAGAAAACACAGUUCGUUUUUGGUUCCAACGUUUUCGUUCUGGAAAUUUCGAUCUGCAGAACAAGCCCCGUGGACGGCCUGAGACUCGAGUUGAUAAUGAAGAGUUGAAGGCUAUUGUGGAAGCGGAUCCAUCGCAAACCACGUCCGAGUUAGCUGCAGGCUGCGAUGUUAGUGAUAAAACUAUUUUAAUUCACUUGAAGCAAAUUGGGAAGAUUAAAAAGCUUGAAAGGUGGGUACCUCACGAAUUGACUGAAGCAAACCGGCAAACGGGCGUCGACUGUUGCGUUACAUUACUAAACCGGCACAAUAAUGAAGGUAUUUUAAACCGAAUCAUUACCUGUGAUGAAAAAUGGGUUCUUUACGAUAAUCGGAAGCGCUCAGCGCAAUGGUUGGAUCCUGGCCAGCCAGCCAAAUCCUGCCCCAAGCGAAAAUUAACCCCAAAAAAGUUACUUGUAAGAGUUUGGUGGACUAGUGCCGGUAUUGUUCAUUACAGUUUUCUCAAAUCUGGCCAGACUAUUACGGCUGAUGUCUAUUGUCAGCAAUUGCAAGCCAUGAUGGAAAAGCUAGCGGCUAAACAACCUAGGCUGGUCAAUCGCUCCACGCCACUGCUGCUUCACGACAACGCUAGACCACACACUGCGCAACAGACGGCUACUAAAUUAGAAGAGCUUCAAUUGGAAAGUCUAAGACAUCCUCCGUACUCCCCGGACCUUGCUCCAACAGAUUACCAUUUUUUUCGAAAUUUGGAUAACUUCUUGCAAGGGAAAAAAUUCAACUCCGAUGGGGCAGUCCAAAUCGCCUUCAAAGAUUUUAUUGAUUCCCGUCCGACGGGUUUUUUUAGUAAAGGGAUCAAUGAACUACCUAUGAGAUGGCAAAAGUGCAUAGAAAAUAAUGGUUCAUACUUUGAUUAA